GUCUCUAUUUUUCUCUUUCUCAGUGCUCACUCGUUCACUCUCAGUGCAGCAGUGGACACUCAGCUGCACGGACAGCAGCUUCUCUUUUUCCCCCUACACUUUUGUGUGUUUUAUACUGAAUUAUUUUUCUCUGAGUUUCUGAUCUGUGCAGCCACGCUGUAGGAAAUGGACCCCAAAACCUUCCAGAGCUACAUGCAGGACAGGAUGCAGAGGGCAAAGGAGAUGAAGGAGGAGGAGAAGCUGUACAGAUACAAUGGGGUGCUGUACCCGCGCCUCAUGUGCCAUGAGGAUAAUUUAAAGGCUCUGAAGGACAUCAACGCGAGGGAGGAUGACAUCAUGCUGGUGGCUUAUCCCAAAUGUGGUUUUAACUGGAUGGUGGGGGUGGUGAGGAAAAUCAUGGCAGCAGUCGCAGGCCCGCCUCAAAUACAAUCCAAGAUGCCGCCGUUGAUCGAGUUUUUUGGACCGGACGUUGUGAAGAUCCUGGAAGAGACUCCUUCUCCGAGGUUUCUGGGGACUCACAUGCCUCCUGACAACAUACCUGCUUCCUUCUACGCAAAGAAAACUAAAAUGCUGGUGAUCUUCAGGAACCCCAAAGACACUUUGGUCUCCUACUAUCAUUUCUGCAACAACAACCAGGUCCUCCCAGCCGUGUCCUGGGAGUCCUUCUUCUCCAGCUUCAUGAGUGGAGACAUUCCCUGGGGGUCUUACUUCGAUCACGCUGUGGCCUGGGAGAAGAAGAUGGACGACCCCAACGUCAUGAUUGUCACCUAUGAAGACUUAAAACAGAACCUGACCGAGGGCGUCCGUCAGAUCUCCACCUUCUUUGGCUUCAGCCUGACGGAGGCUCAGGUGCAGCAGAUCUCAGAAGGUAGCACCUUCAAUGCCAUGAAGGAGAGCUCCGGCAAAUCCCUUGGUAAAAUGGGAGACGUCAUCUACAGAAAAGGCGAGGUCGGGGACUGGAAGAACCACUUCACACCAGAACAGAGCCAAGAGAUGGAUGAUGCCUUCAACAAACACCUGGCGGGAACCAGGCUGGGAGCCAAACUCAAUUACCAACUGUACUGUCAGUAAGAGAGGAGGAGAGGGAGGCACUGCACAGAUUCAUCUGCAGCUGCUUGGUAGAGGAGGUGUCAAAAGUUUCUUUGUCACAGGCUCAAGAAGAAGGGAGAAACUGAGGAAAGAGAGGGAACCAGGAGGGAACAAGUGCAUUAUGGGUUAUUGUGUUAUUUACUCCAACCUGUGAACUUUUGCUGCUGUACGAAUUCUACAACAGAAAACAUUAAAGGAAUAGUUUUACAUUUGGGGAGAUCUGAUAUGUGUCAGCAGUGAAGAAAUCGUUGUUGCACUUUUUUUUGCAAAUCAAACAAAUGAGAUAUAAAAUGUUAAUAAGUGAUCAUAAGAGGUGCUGGAGAGAGCCAGGUAAGCUGUUUACCCCUUUUGCCAGUCUUUAUGGCAAUGGUUAAAUCCAACUAAGUGCAUUUACUCAAGUACUGUACUUAAGUAAAAACUCAAGGUAAUUGUACUUAAAAUCAUAAAUGUAAACCAUUUUUCAAUAACUAAAAUUGUCAUGAAGACACAGGUGGUAGAAGCAAACCUAAUUAAAGACAAUUUGUUCAGACAAAAA
This is a messenger RNA of Epinephelus moara (kelp grouper), 1624 nucleotides long. RefSeq names its product sulfotransferase family, cytosolic, 6b, member 1 (gene sult6b1). The transcript has 7 exons. Gene Ontology annotation, molecular function: sulfotransferase activity. Lineage: Eukaryota; Metazoa; Chordata; Actinopteri; Perciformes; Serranidae. The coding region runs from base 166 to 1071 and encodes 301 amino acids. Gene Ontology annotation, biological process: sulfation. Gene Ontology annotation, cellular component: cytoplasm. The record is from RefSeq and is a predicted model, not a curated record.